Molecule: messenger RNA, 1231 nt
Organism: Cinclus cinclus
Lineage: Eukaryota; Metazoa; Chordata; Aves; Passeriformes; Cinclidae
Product: twist-related protein 2-like
Exons: 1
Coding region: 755-1231 (158 amino acids)
Biological process (GO): regulation of transcription by RNA polymerase II; developmental process
Molecular function (GO): protein dimerization activity; DNA-binding transcription factor activity, RNA polymerase II-specific; RNA polymerase II transcription regulatory region sequence-specific DNA binding
Source: RefSeq, a predicted model, not a curated record
ACAGACGGACGGACAGAUGGAUGGAUGGACAGACGGACGGACGGACGGAUGGAUGGAUGGAGGGAUGGAUGGAUGGAUGGAUGGAUUAAAGGAUGGAUUAAAGGAUAGACAGAGGUGAGGCUGGAUGAAAGGAUGGACAGAUGGACAAACGGACACAAACUCAAGCCCAUCUUGACCGAAGCCUUUCCUCCCUUCUGGUUGCUCCUUAAUCUGGAUUUUGGGACUCUCUCAUUGCAGCCCCUGCAGCUCCACAUCCCCACCUGACUCCCUCACAGGUGAAACUCUCCUCCUCCACCCCAAACAAAUCUUUGUGGGGUCAACCAGGUCUAAAAAUAAUUUUUUAAAAAGCCCCAAACCCCCCCGAACUCCUUGACCGAGGCUCCCUUGGCACCGGGAGCGUUCCCCUGACAUCCGGGCUGCAGCCGGAGCAUCUGUGCCGGAGGGCUCGGGGUGGCGGUGGGGAGGGAGAGAGGAAAUCUGGAACCCAUAAGCUCCAGAGCCUCCGACGUUCCCCUGCAUUGGCCUGAGCCUGGUCCGCCCCCGCUUCGCUCGCCCUAUCAGCAGGAGCCGCUCCCGAAGUCAUCCCAGCGCCCUCCUCUCUCCUGGCCCAAAGGAGAAGCCAAAGGAGCUCCUUGGAGAGCUCUGAGAAGCUUGGGGCGCUCCUUGGGGAACCCCGAGGGCGAAUGCUCCGAGCCGCACCUCGGGAAGCACCACCACCUCCUCCUCCUCCUCAUCAACCCGAAGAACCGAGGAGAUGAAGGAAGAAAACAUUUCCCCGGAUUCCCCGGACGGCAGCGCGGCCACCAGCGAAGACGAAGCCGAGCAGUUGCCCAAAAAAUCCGGCCGCAAACGAAGCGGGCAAAUCCUUGGAGGAGCUUCCUCGCCCCAGGGCAAGCGCAGCCGGAGCUGCCCGGUCCAGCAGCCCCCCGAGGAUGCCCACGCCCAGCGGGUCAUCGCCAACGUGCGGGAGCGCCAGCGCACCCAGUCCCUCAACGACGCCUUCGCCGAGCUGCGCAAAAUCAUCCCCACUCUGCCCUCGGAUAAACUCAGCAAAAUCCAGACUCUCAAAUUGGCCGCUCGCUACAUCGAUUUCCUGUGCCAGGUUCUGCAAAGCGACGAGCUGGACCACAAGGUUGCCACCAGUUGUAAUUUCCUAGCCCAUGAGAGGCUCAGCUACGCCUUCUCCGUGUGGAGGAUGGAGGGCGCCUGGUCCAUGUCGGCGUCUCACUGA